GGGAGCGCGCGGUGACGUGAGGGGGCGGCGCGCGCGGGGGCCGGUGGGAGCGCGCGGGCGCGCGCGCGCGGCGGGCCCCGCCCUCAGGUGAGGGAGGAGAGGCGGGAAAGCGCCGUGAGGGCAGCGCGGGCAGGUGAGGGCGGCGGGGGAGACCCAGCGUGCCGCCUCCGCCGGGCGGGACCCGCCGAGCAGCGGAAGAUGCGCCCUUCCCCCCGCCCGUCAUCUGCUCGGGCUCCGGCGUCUCUGAGGGAGCUGCGGAUGCAGCCUGCGAAACCUUCUGCAAUGAGCAAGCGGAAGCUGAAGGAGAGCAGUGAGGAAAGUGCUGAGUGCAUUUCCCAGGUGCAAAAAAUCCUGCGUGAAAGAUUCUGUCACUGCGGUGCUGCUGGAAAACUGUUUGGGAUGAAGCAGCAGUACAGCCACCUGCUGGAGCUGCUGAAGAGAACCACGGUGCACGGGGAGAGCAACUCCGCCCUCAUCAUCGGCCCCCGGGGCUCCGGGAAAACCGCGUUAUUAAAUCAUGUCUUAAAAGAACUCAGGGAAAUGAACCAAGUGAGAGAAAACCUCCUGGAGGUCCAUCUGAAUGGGCUUCUGCAGACAAAUGACAAAGUGGCCCUGAAGGAGAUCACCAGGCAGCUGCAGCUGGAGAAUGUGGUUGGGGACAAGGUUUUUGGCAGUUUUGCUGAAAACCUUGCCUUCCUCCUUGAAGCUCUGAGAAGAGGAAACCGAAGCAGCAGCUGCCCCAUUCUGUUUGUGCUGGAUGAAUUUGAUUUGUUUGUGCACCACAAGAACCAGACGCUGCUGUACAACCUCUUUGACAUCUCGCAGUCUGCACAGACCCCCGUGACAGUCAUUGGGCUCACCUGCAGGCAGGAUAUCCUGGAGCUCUUGGAGAAGAGAGUAAAGUCCAGGUUCUCCCACAGACAGAUAUAUUUGAUGAAUUCCUUCGAUUUUAAAGAAUACAUUCAGAUAUUUAAGAAGCAGCUUUCUCUUCCUGCUGAAUUUCCCGAUGAGUCUUUCGCACAAAAAUGGAAUAAUAAUGUUCAGCGUCUCUCGGAGGACAGGGCCGUGCAGGCCGUGCUGCAGGGCCUGUUCCAGCACACCAAGGAGCUGCGCGCGCUGCACUCGCUGCUGAUGCUGGCGCUCAGCGCGGUGACCGUGCACCACCCCCUGCUGACGGCUGCGGACCUGCAGGAGGCGGGCCGGCAGCGCAGCGCCGACUCCAGGGCUAACAUCGUGCACGGCUUGUCUGUGCUGGAAAUCUGCCUCAUCAUAGCCAUGAAACACCUGAACGAGGUCUACGAUGGAGAACCCUUCAACUUCCAGAUGGUUUACAAUGAAUUCCAGAAGUUCAUCCAGAGGAAGGCACAUUCCAUGUACAACUUUGAGAAGCCAGUUGUCAUGAAGGCCUUCGAGCACCUGCUGCAGCUGGAGCUGGUGCAGCCGCUGGAGCGGCCGUCGGUGCGGGCGCAGCGCGAGUUCCUGCUGCUGCGGCUGCUGCUGGACAGCCGGCAGAUCAUGGACGCGCUGCAGCUCUACCCCAACUGCCCCACGGAUGUCAAGCAGUGGGCGGCCUCCUCCCUCAGCUGGCUGUGAGCCCACGGCCUCCUCCCUCAGCUGGCUGUGACCCUACUGGCUGUGACCCUGUGGCCUCCUCCCCGAGCUGGCUGUGACCCUGCAGAGGGAAUGGCCCCUCGGGGAAGGUGCCCAGGUCAGUGCAGCUUUGGGAGCAGCCUGCUUUGCUGCUGCAGUUGGGUUUUCUGGGCAGAAAGGUGCUGCUGUUCUUCCAGCAGCCUCACGGUCUGGGUGCUGCAGCUCAGCCCAGUGCCAGCUCCUGCCCUCACACAGCUCCUAUCUGGAGAAAUUCAGGCUCUGGCCCUGCUCCCUGUGCCUUGAUCCUGCUCUGGAUCCUGCUCUGGAUCCGGCUCAAGCCACGCUGCUCUCCUGGCUCCCUCCUGCAGCCCCAGCAGGGCAAAGCUCACUCUGCAUUGCUCCAGCUCAAAGCUGACUGGACAGGGAAACUUUACUAAAUUAAAUCUUUAAUUACAACUGAAUUUACUUCAUUAAAUGUUUACUCAGACAGGCUGCACGGGCUGUUCUGUGCCACAGGCACAAGGUAACAUCUUUCCAUACCCAAUUUUUUGUAGCAAAACUCCAGAGUUUGGCUCAAGAGCUGCUGUAGGCCCAGCCCAUAAAUUUAAAAUAAAGUUUUCAAAGAAGCA
This is a messenger RNA of Prinia subflava (tawny-flanked prinia), 2219 nucleotides long. It is a transcript of the gene ORC4, whose product is annotated as origin recognition complex subunit 4. Gene Ontology annotation, biological process: DNA replication; DNA replication initiation. The transcript is spliced from 14 exons. Gene Ontology annotation, cellular component: nuclear origin of replication recognition complex; nucleus. Bases 199 to 1593 code for a protein of 464 amino acids. The record is from RefSeq and is a predicted model, not a curated record. Gene Ontology annotation, molecular function: ATP hydrolysis activity; DNA replication origin binding. Lineage: Eukaryota; Metazoa; Chordata; Aves; Passeriformes; Cisticolidae.